Messenger RNA from Laetiporus sulphureus 93-53, 2228 nucleotides. Its product is annotated as FAD/NAD-P-binding domain-containing protein. The transcript has 4 exons. The record is from RefSeq and is a predicted model, not a curated record. Gene Ontology annotation, molecular function: N,N-dimethylaniline monooxygenase activity; NADP binding; flavin adenine dinucleotide binding. Bases 373 to 2046 code for a protein of 557 amino acids. Lineage: Eukaryota; Fungi; Basidiomycota; Agaricomycetes; Polyporales; Laetiporaceae.
UGCGUGCUCGCAAGUGAUUACGCGCAAGCAGUCAAGUUUGCGACGUUCGAGGAUCCUUUGACUGCUGCAGCGUCUACGGUUGCGUGCGAAGCGUACACGCAGGAACGUUUUGCCUCCGGUAUGUGAAAGCCAGAAAUGACUCAGUCAUGUUCGGUUGUCCGUCUUGACAAUAGAUGGAGCUUGCAGGAGCGAUUCAUCUCAGAAUAGAAGCUCUUCGCCUCUUUUACGCAAUACAACUUCUCAUCAGCGUGAUCCGGAAGCACUGAUUGUCCUCAUUCGUGCACGGCAUGAGCUUCGCUGUGCCGAGCGUGUCUACAAACACUCAAUUCCGGUGCUUGUUUAUGGCCGCUGCUCUCUGCACCCUCUACCAUCAUGCUGUCGACCUUGCUGUACGCUGUGCAUGCAGCGUCAUCGCUGCUACGCCUACGACUGUGGGAUGUGCCUCAAUUCCCAUCUCUGGUCUCUGUCCACGACCUCAAUCACCAACAGUUCAUGCACGCCCCGAGCGGCGCGACAAAGUCAAUCGCCAUCGUGGGAGCAGGCAGUGGUGGUCUAGCAGCGCUCAAGACGAUCUUGGAUGUCGCGUCGGAUAUUAAUGCGAACUGGGAAGUGGUGCUCUACGAGCAGCAUCGUGACGUCGGUGGAUUGUGGCUCGCUGACGCCCCAGGGCCUGAACCCGACCCUCCAGAGCUUCCAGAGUCGCCAGUCUAUCCUCUUCUCAUUACCAAUACAGCAAAUCCCACUAUGACCUAUCCUCAUGUUCCCUUUCCGCCGGGAACGUCGCUGUUCCCAUCGUGGAAGGCCGUCCUACAAUACCAUGAGGACUUCGCAAAACGGUUCGACUUGACGCCGCAUAUCAGGCUGAACCAUACCGUUGUCUCAACACAGUGGCACGGACAUGACGAUUUUGGCGACUGGCACGUAGAGGUUCACUCGCCCUCGCCGGAUGCGGACUCGGGCGAGGAGGUCGUGCUCAAACGGACCUUCGAUCAUCUCGUCGUCGCCACUGGACACAACCACUACCCGCACAUACCGACGUGGAAUGGCACGGACGACUGGUUAGCCAAUUCGCGCGCUGGCUCUCCGAAGCGGCAGAUCGUGCACUCGAUAUACUACCGCCACCCGAAGGAUUAUGCGAACCAGAGCGUCGUCCUUGUCGGGACGGGGGCAAGCGGACGGGAUAUCGCUCUGCAAGUGGGCCCGUUAGCCAGGGUGGUCUAUCAAUCUGUCAGGGAAAACAAAACCACCACUCCCGGCGCGGACGUCAUCGAGAAACCAGAGAUCGCGUACUUCACCUCGGACACCAUCGUCUUCAUUGACGGCACAGUAGUCGAAGAGGUUGACACAGUGAUUCUUGCAACGGGUUACGAGUUCCGCAUUCCGUUCCUCACCGCGCCGCAUGCUUCGACAUUGGUCACGAACCCAAAUACGCGGGAGACCUCGACUACCGCGCAGUAUCCCGUCACCAACCUGCGUUACAUCUUCCCUCUGUACCGGCACAUAUUCAGCCUCGCGCCGGCAGUCCCACCUACGGCGCUUACCUUCAUCGGGCUCCCUGUGCUCAUCGCCAACUGUCCGUCAGACUAUGCGCAGGGCAUGUUCAUCGCGCACGCGUUCGCGAACGAGUCUCUCCUGCCUCCACGUGAAGAGAUGCUAGCAGAGCUGGUCGCGCGCGAGGAGGCCCUCCGCGCGCAGGGCUUCGACCCGUACUUCGUUGGGCAUCGUCUGCAGAAUGACAACGAGGCGCAGACAUAUCAGGAUGACCUCGUGGAGUACCUGAAGAAGCACGGGGCACUCCCGGAUGACGGGCAGAAGUAUGUCGAGCAGUGGCGCCGGAUGGGCAGGCAGGAGGGCCCGCUGAUCUACCGCGGCUGGCAGCGUGUGCGGAGUCUUGGUGAAGAGGACGAGUGGCUGCGGAACGUGCGUACGGAGGAUGAGUGGGCCGAUUUGUUGAGGAGGCUGGCGGAGUGGCAGAGGAAGAAGUGGGAGGAGGAUGGGCACCAGCCAGUGUCAGCGGCGGUCUUUCCGGAUGAGUAUGACUUGUAAAACUAUUUCAUUGACGAUGCGCAGAAUGAUUGUGGUGUUCUUCUCUAGCUGUGAAUUUAUUUCGGCCCCGGCAAACCUUUUUGAGCAGCAAAAGCGCGCCCAUUGCAAGGUGACAGAGUUCAUGUACAGGCUAUACAUCUGGCACGCGUGCCUUCCCAAUCUGGAUAGAGCCCGAUUCCUAC